Elgaria multicarinata webbii is the source of this 7355-nucleotide messenger RNA. RefSeq names its product coagulation factor VIII (gene F8). The transcript is spliced from 26 exons. Gene Ontology annotation, molecular function: signaling receptor activity; oxidoreductase activity; copper ion binding. Bases 176 to 7174 code for a protein of 2332 amino acids. Lineage: Eukaryota; Metazoa; Chordata; Lepidosauria; Squamata; Anguidae. Gene Ontology annotation, cellular component: plasma membrane. The record is from RefSeq and is a predicted model, not a curated record.
AGCGCACGGGUGCCUCACCCAGACCUGCAGUGCCCUGGUUGAUCUCCAGUUCUCCGCUUCCCUUGUUUGGAAGAUGAAGGGGUGGUGAACACGCCUGGCAACCUUCACCUUCUUUCCCACCUGGGUUCCUCUUUGAACCGGACCUGCCUCUGCCCUCUUGGGCUCCUGUGGGACCAUGCGCAGCGAGUCCUUGUCCAUAUUCACCAUUCUCUGGUGCCUCUUUAAGGGGAGCGUCGGCAUCACCAGGAGAUACUACAUUGCGGCGGUGGAAACAGAUUGGGACUAUGCGCCUGUCAGCCAGAAGGGGGUGUCGUCCUCCACUCCAUCCACUCAGUACAGGAAGGCUGUAUAUGUGGAAUAUACAGACUCUACCUUCAAGCAAACUAAAUCCAAGCCUGCCUGGAUGGGUCUUUUGGGCCCCACCAUCCAAGCAGAAGUCCACGACAAGGUGGUUGUAACCUUUAAGAACCUGGCUUCCCAGCCGUUCAGCAUCCAUGCCAUAGGGGUGUCCUACUGGAAAGCUUCAGAAGGGGCAGGCUAUGAUGAUGAUACCAGCUGGCCAGAGAAAGAGGAUGAUGCAGUGAUACCUGGCCAGACCCACACUUAUGUGUGGGAGAUCUUACAGGAUCAAGGGCCAACCGGGUCUGACCCAAACUGUUUAACCUACGCCUACUCCUCUCACGUGGACAGCGUCAAGGACACCAACUCGGGCUUGAUUGGGGCACUGCUUGUCUGUAAGCCAGGGACCCUGGAGAAUACAGGAGCCCGGAGCACCUUACAAGAAUUUGUGCUGCUUUUCUCAGUGUUUGAUGAAGGCAACAGCUGGUACUCCAAAUCCAAUGCCUCCAUGGACAACAGGGCCCAGCUACACACCAUCAAUGGCUUUGUGCACAACUCCCUGCCUGGCCUCAAGGUCUGCCAGAAGAGACCAGUCUACUGGUAUGUCAUUGGCCUGGGCACCAGGCCCGAAGUCCAUUCCAUUUUCUUUGAGGGCCACACUUUCCUCGUGAGUCACCACCGCCGUGCAACACUGGACAUCUCCCCGGCCACUUUCCUCACUGCUGAGACGACGCCCAGCACCAGUGGCACGUUUCGGAUGUUCUGCCAGAUCCCGUCACACCAGCAAGCUGGCAUGGAAGCUUUGGUGACAGUGGAAAUCUGUCCAGAGAAGAAGAUGAGGGUAGCAGAACCGGAGGACGACUACGAAGAUUACAGUGAGGAUGAUCUGGAAAGCAUGGUGUUCAACAUGGGGGAGUUUGAGCCCAGGGUCGUUGGCCGUUCCCGGGUCAAAUGGCGGCCUUCGAUCUGGAAGCAUUACAUCGCAGCAGAGGAAGUUGAAUGGGACUAUGCCCCAAUCAAGCCCACCUACCUGGACAGUGCUUACACUAGUCAGUUUCUGGAAAGUGGUCCCCACCGGAUUGGCUCCAAGUAUAAGAAAGUGAUGUUUGUGGAAUAUGAAGAUGAGACCUUCACAAGGCGGAAGGCCUCAAAGCCAGAUCACAUGGGAAUUCUGGGGCCUGUCCUCAAAGGAGAAGUUGGCGAUGAGUUUGUGAUAACAUUUAAGAAUAAGGCCAGCCGGCCGUACAACAUUUACCCCCAUGGUAUCACCAAUGUCACUUCAUGGAAACGGAUGGUGACCACCAGACGUUUUGACAUGAAGCUCACGUCCAUACGAACUAACCAGGUGUUCAAGUACAGGUGGACCAUCAUGCCUGAAGACGGCCCCACAAGAUCUGACCCUCGCUGCCUGACUCGCUACUAUUACAGCUCAAUCAGGCCAGCUAAGGAUUUAGCGUCUGGGCUUAUUGGACCCCUGCUGAUCUGCUUUAAAGAGACCAUGGACCAGAGAGGGCAUCAGGUAAUGUCUGAUGAAGCCAGGUUUGUGCUAUUUUCCAUUUUUAACGAAAACCACAGCUGGUACUUGGCGGAGAACAUCAAACGAUCCUGUACUGAUGCGGCCAAUGUCAAACCCCAAGACCCCGAGUUCUAUGCCUCCAAUAUCAUGCACAGUAUCAACGGCUACGUGUUUGAUAACCUGCACCUGCAACUUUGCCAGAACAAAGUGGUGUAUUGGUAUGUCUUGAGCGUUGGCGCCCAGACCGAGAUCUUGUCUGUCUUCUUCUCCGGGAACACUUUUGAGCACAAUAGAGUCUUUGAGGAGACCCUCACCCUCUUCCCCCUCUCUGGAGACACGGUUUUCAUGUCCAUGGAGAAUCCUGGCUUAUGGAUGUUGGGGUGCUUGAAUCCAGACUUCAGAAGGCAGGGAAUGAGAGCCAUGAUCACGAUUUCCAAGUGCUCCCAGGAAGUGGAGACUGAAAAUGAAUAUGAUUACUACUAUGACUUUGAUGACGGCAUACCAGAUGACAUGACCAACUCUGACGCUUUCCAUGCCAGAGGCUUCCAGAAGGGAAAAAACCAUCUCCAGCCCUGCCCAGAGAAACUUCAGGGCAACCUCACCUCCACCUUAGGAAACAAAACGCAGGAGGGAGACCACAACUUGAGUCCAUGUCUCAAACAGCCCAACCAUCUUCUUAAACUAAAUGGCAAAAAGAAUUCCACUGACCCAUUGUUGUCUCCUGAGGAACCUUUAUACACAGAUGAUAUUUCUUCACCUUUUUCACAAGAAGAUUAUAGUUAUGAGAUCUUGCCCAGGGACGCCUUCCCAUCAGAAGAAGAACUGCCAGCCAUGCUAAAGCAAAGUUCCCAAGAGCACUCUCUUUUGAGAAACUCAUCUCUUGCUUGGAAAGAGUCACAUCAUAACGAGAGUUCCUUCGAGGUGACAACUAAUCUAGAUAAGAGGACGCUUGUCUUUGGAAUGCCCAGGCAAACUGAAGGAAAUGGGAUGAUCCAAGAGAACCCGGAGCAACAGGAGCCAGUAAAGAAUGUGAAUCCCCCAUCAAUGCCUCCAUCGGAAAAGAUGGAAGUAUUUCUUGAUGACCAUGUUACCGUCGCUCAGUCAAAGAAGUCAUUCAAUGGGAUGGGCCAUGUAGAAAACCUGGCCUUGAAUACAGGAACAUCCCCUCUUGAUGAUAAGUCAUCAGAACUAAAUAAAGUCAAUCCAGAUUCCAGGUUUCCUGGAAGAGCUUUGAUAAGAGAUGCAGCCACAACUGAAAGAUGGACCACUGUAACAUCAAUGCCUGCAAUGCUGUCAAUUGAGGAAGGAGCAUUGCAAAGAAUGGCAUCUAUGGACAAAAGCAGUUCCUUCAAUGCAAGUGGUCCUUCUGCAUCAUUAGAUGACUUGAAAGGUGAGCCAGUUUUUCAGAACAUGUCAUUGGAGAAUCAAAGGACUGGUCCCUCAGAAUUAGAAAUUGAGCUUGGGACUGGAGACCUGGUAACCCAGAGCACUGACAUGACCACACGACAUUCAAAUAGCUCCUCAUCUCAGAAAGCAACUGUCCAAGAGAAUGAACCAUUCGCAAAUGGAGAAUCGUUAGAAACAGGAAAGAUGGGUCUUUCCUCGCUAGUAGAGCAAUCCUCCACAACGAUGGGAAACCAGGGCAACUCUACAUCUUUAACGGAAGACUUCCUUCUUGGCAAUAAUGGUACACAUCUAGUCUCCCAUCAUGAAGCACGUGACUCAAGCUCUCUUGAAAAGAGAUUCCAGGAUCAUGAGACAGAGAAGAUUCUGCAACUUGGACAGGACAAAGCUUCAGAAAACUCAGAUCUUUUGGAUCUUUUGAAUGAACACAACUCCUUGUUUGCACAGAAUGGCGAGACAAUAGAUUCUGAUAAAUUGACCAGCAACCCAACUGUUAUAGAUGAGGCUACUAAUGACAUUCUGGACAGUGAUGAUAGACUCUCUACACAUCCCUUUCGCAGUAGUCAAGAAACACGUGGGUUAACACUCCAAAAAGAUGUCCAGAAAGCUAGCCAAGGCAAGGAUAUCCCUGAGAAAGAAAAUGAAGCUUUGCUCAGAUUUGAUGCCAUACUCAACAGGGGCUUGUCAGAAAAAGAUGUUUUAUAUCAAGGGGGUACAACUCCAUCACAGCUGGUUGAGCUGAGGAAUGAUAUAGGUUCUGAAGAGCUUGUAAGAGAAGGAGAGAGCCAGCUACAGUCAACAUCAGACAUUGAGAGCUAUGAAAAGUCAGUUGAUGGGGCAACAUUGAGGCGCUGUCAAAAGGGCUCUCAGGGAUGUGGUGGCCACUUGGAAAAGAGGGCUCUGAGAUCACAGAGAGCCACGUCAGAAAAAACAGAUGCUGUAGGAGGGAGGGAAAUGAAGAUUUCUGGCAAAACUGAAGGAACUACCCAGGCUUUGCUCAAUGGUAAUUUCUUCAAAACAAGCAAUAAGGCCAAGGCCUUUAUAACAACGGCAUCGUUGACAGGUGAAGCUGCAGGAGGCCAUCAAGCAGCCAGCCCUGGCAUGAUGACAGCUUCAUCUUCUCCUCUGUCCAGCUCAAUCCAAAACACUCCAACCUCAUCUUCACUGAACAUCCCUGAUUCCCAAGAAGGAACCGUACAGGUGGUCCCUCAAGAUGGAAGCAAACAGGCCAGGAAGGGAAGCCAUUUACCUCAGGAAAUGGGGGGUGUAAGGAGUUUUGCCAUUCUCCCUGGUUCUUCCAAAACAGAAACAACCCAAAGGGACCAUGACAUGGAAAGCAAACUAGGACUGACCCCCACCGAUGGAGGCACUAAUUCUAUUCCCCAGAAGACCAUUGGGCAGACAAGUAAGGAUGGACUUCUUGUAACACCAGAGGUUCCAAAGAUGGGGUCUACUGACCCAGACACUCUCUUGCAUCUGCAGCUGGGAGAGUCUAGCAUUGCUGAAGGACAAAAGUUAGGAAAUAGCUCCUUGAAGGUUGCUAUGAAGAGGGAGGAGGCUGAAAUCUCAGCAAAUCAGGCCUCAGCAGAAAAUGACCUGUUCCCUCAAGAUCACCUGGUCAUCAACCAGACCCUUCAAGAAGAUCUGUCAGAGGAAACAGAGAGGCAGAGCAAACUUGAGGUUUUUCAUGGUGAAGAUGGCAACAUUCCUCCCUCAGGUGGUAAAACACCAAUAUUUGAAAGGGAGGAAGAGGCUGGAAUGCCAUUACAGGAAGUCAGCAAAAAUGAAAGCAAUGCCCCAGAAGCCCAAAUUCAUGCGGAGAUCUCCAUGGCACCUUCAGGCUUCAACAGACCAGUGGGGACAAACACCUCAAAGCGCCUGAAAGUGGAAUCUGACUACGAUGACUACAGCAAGGCCGAAGAGAACAUGGAGGAUUUUGAUAUCUAUGGGGAAGAGGACCAUGACCCCCGUACUGCCUCCGGGAAAGUCCGACAAUAUUUCAUCGCCACCGUAGAGGUGAUGUGGGAUUAUGGGAGCCAUAUUACUUCGCCCUACCUAAGAGCCAAUGAUCCUAAUAACAAUUGGAGGAAGGUUUCCAAGGAGUACAAGAAGGUGGUUUUCCGAGAGUACCUAGACGGCUCUUUUACUCAGCCGUUGUUCCGUGGAGAGUUGGAUGAGCACUUGGGCAUUUUGGGACCAUACAUCCGGGGACAGGUUGAUGAUGUCAUCAUGGUGACUUUCAGGAACAUGGCUUCCCGCCCUUACUCCUUCCAUGCCAACAUGCUGCCCUAUGAGGAGAAUGGGGAGGAAGGGAAACAGCCUAAUCCAGACGUAGUGCAGCCAAACGGUGACCGGAAAUAUUCCAUCAAGGUGCUGCAUUCAAUGGCUCCCACAGCCAAUGAGUUUGACUGCAAAGCUUGGGCAUAUUUCUCCGGUGCUAACCUGGAGAAAGACCUGCAUUCUGGUCUUAUUGGGCCUCUGAUCAUCUGCAAAGCUGGGGUGCUGAGCACUGCACAUGUCAGGCAACUGUCUGUCCAGGAAUUCUCCUUGCUCUUCACCAUCUUCGACGAGACCAAGAGCUGGUACUUUGCUGAGAACUUUGAGAGGAACUGCCCGUCCCCCUGCCACCUCCAGAUGGACAAUCCUUCCUUUAAAACAAGCAAUACUUUCUAUGCUAUCAAUGGCUAUGUGAGGGACACGUUGCCAGGGCUGGUGAUGGGUCAACACCAGAGAAUCCGGUGGUACCUACUGAACGUUGGUGGUGCUGAGGAUAUCCACCCUGUCCACUUCCAUGGGCAAGUCUUCACCAUCCGAAUUGCCCAGGAGUAUCGCUUGGGAGUCUACAACCUCUACCCUGGUGCCUUUGAGACAGUGGAAAUGCAUCCAUCCCAUCCUGGGAUUUGGCGGGUGGAAUGUGCUAUCGGUCAGCAUGAGCAGGCCGGAAUGAGCGCUCUCUUCCUAGUGUAUGACCAGCAGUGCCAAAUUCCACUGGGCCUCGCUUCUGGGUAUAUUGGUGACUCUCAGAUCACCGCUUCAGAGCACUACGGUCAAUGGAUCCCCAGUCUGGCAAGGUUGGAUAACUCUGGGUCAAUCAAUGCCUGGAGUACUGCCCAAAGGAACUCUUGGAUCCAGGUGGACCUGCUGCGACCCAAGAUCAUCCAUGGGAUAAAGACGCAAGGAGCCCGGCAAAAGUUCUUCAGCCUCUACAUUUCCCAGUUCCUCGUCAUCUACAGCCUAGAUGGUCAGAAAUGGAAGAGUUACAAAGGCAAUUCCACCAGCUCCCAGAUGAUAUUCUUUGGGAACAUGGAUGCUGCAGGUGUGAAAGACAACGCCUUUGACCCUCCCAUUGUAGCUCGCUAUUUCCGCCUCCACCCGACACACUUCAGCGUCCGUAACACGCUGCGCAUGGAGCUCCUUGGCUGUGACCUGAACAGCUGCUCCAUGCCCCUGGGAAUGGAGAGCAAAACAAUCUCCAACGAACAGAUCUCGGCCUCCUCCUAUAUCGACACUGUGUUCUCCACUUGGGCUCCCUUUCUGGCCCGGCUGAACUUCGGUGGUAGAACCAAUGCAUGGAGACCAAACGUGGACAGCCAAACAGAGUGGCUUCAGGUGAACUUUAAGAAGACCAUGCGGCUGACGGGGGUAGUGACCCAAGGCGCAAGAUCCGCCUUCACCAAGAUGUUUGUGAGCGAAUUUUCUCUCUCAAGCAGCCUGGAUGGCCAGGAAUGGUCACCUGUUCUGCAAAGCAGGAAGGAGAAGCUUUUCCAGGGAAAUCACAAUCAUUUCAGCCCAGCGGUGAAUCUCUUCGACACGCCACUCUUUGCCCAGUAUUUGAGGAUACACCCAGUCCGCUGGAACAACCACAUCGCACUGAGGAUGGAAAUUCUGGGCUGCAACACCCAGCAAAGGGUCUAGCAUGAACCAAGCGGCUUUCUGCCUACUUCUCAGUGAACCUCCCAAAGGUGUGGAAGACCCAAAGCGGGACCUGAUGGACGCAUGCUUAUAACAACGACAAACAAACAAAACGCACACCUAACUAUACCGUUACCUGUAUAUUUUUUGAGAACAACGUCUUGAAACUUAAGGAACAAAUUAA